UCUGAUGACUCCGUUUACGUUGUUCCUCGCCUUGUCGAUGGGAAUAUCAUCAAAAGCUGUUGAGCCACUUGAGAAAGAAAACAUAAGACUUAUUGGAGGAAGGACUCCAGCAGAAGGUCGAGUUGAAAUAUAUUUCAAUGGCAGCUGGGGAACAGUGUGUGACGAUUCCUGGGACGACAGUGAUGCUCUGGUCGUAUGCCGAAUGCUUGGAUACAGUGAUGGUAUAGCCUACAGAAAGGCAAAAUUUGGAGAAGGUUCUGGACCCAUUUGGUUAGACGAGGUACAAUGUGAUGAAACAGAAUACAACAUCGAAGAUUGCCUUCAGAACGCUUAUGGAGACCACAACUGUGACCAUUCAUCAGAUGCUGGUGUUCUUUGCAGUAUCGAUGGCGUUGCAUACUCCAAGGGGAAAUAUGGUACCGGUUCUGGUCGAAUAUGGCUUGACAAUAUGAAUUGCACAGGUAACGAGCCUUCCAUUGCAAGCUGCCAAAAGAGCCUGUGGGGUGAAAAUGACUGUCGACAUGCAGAAGAUGCAGCUGUCGAAUGCAAAAAUAUAUCAGUACGUCUGGUCGGUGGCAACAGUUCCUCAAAUGGCCAUGUGGAAGUGUUUUUCAGUGGACAAUGGGGUACUAUUUACGAUUCUGAUUGGAACCAUAACGAUGCCUUAGUUAUUUGUCGUAUGCUGGGAUACAGUGAUGGAAUCGGCUACAAAGUGGCAAGGCCGUUUUUGGCAUUUGAACCGUUAUGGUUAGACAAUGUGGACUGCGAUGGGUUUGAGAUGUCCAUAGACCAAUGCAACAGAAGUAAAUGGGGAAGUUAUCAGCAGAUAGUUAAUGAAAGAGUUGGAGUCCAUUGCCAAAACAUCUCUGUACGACUCAAGGAUGGAAACUCAUCGGGGAAUGGACGUGUAGAGGUGUUUUUCAACGGAGAAUGGGGGACAAUUUGUGAUGAUAACUGGAGUAACAACAAUGCCUUAGUAAUCUGUCGUAUGCUGGGCUAUAGUAACGCCGUGGCCUACAGCAAAGCCCACUUUGGUGCCGGCACUGGACAGAUAUGGCUGGACAAUGUGAAUUGUACUGGGACGGAAUACUCCCUGUCAGAAUGCAUGAGUAAUCGAUGGGGACACCAUGAUUGCGAACAUAAUGAAGAUGCGGCUGUCAACUGUUGUAAGUAUUUGACAUAUUUAGUUGGUAAACUGUUCUGGAUUAAAUUACGUAUUGGCGGUUUAGGCCUCGAUGGUGACGUCAUAUCCAACAAACUGUUUGGAAAAGGUUCUGGUAAAAUAUGGCUUGAUGAGGUGAACUGCGAUGGAAGUGAAAGUUCCAUUGAACAGUGCGAUUUCGAUCCAUGGGGAGUGCACGACUGUGCCGAAGAUGGAGAAGCAGCAGUUAAUUGCACUCACAUCUCAGUAAGACUUGUCGAUGGACUAAAUUCAAGCGAGGGACGUGUUGAGGUUUUCUUCAAUGGCAUGUGGGGUACUGUGUGCGAUGACCAAUGGGAUCGUUUCGAUGCAUUAGUCGUAUGCCGGACGCUUGGAUACAGUGAUGCUGUGGCCUUUUCAAAAGGAUCAUUUGGUGAAGGAAUAGGGAAAAUAUGGUUGGAAAAUUUAAAUUGCAAAGGAAAUGAGAGUUCUAUCGGCGAGUGUGUUGACUCAUGGGGGGGCACGCAAUGUCAUCAUUGGGAAGAUGCUGGAGUUCGUUGUUCCAAUGUUUCUGUGAGACUGGUCGGUGGUAACAAUGAAAGCAACGGCCGUGUCGAGGUGCUCUAUAACAAACAAUGGGGUACAAUUUGUAGUGACCAAUGGGAUUUCUAUGACGCUUUGGUCAUAUGCCGAAUGUUAGGGUACAGUGACGGAGUGCCUUACAACGGACACAGUUUUGGCAAAGGUUAUGGCCCAGUAUGGUUAGGGAAUGUGCAAUGCACUGGAAACGAACGCUCGAUUUCAGAAUGUCCGUCAAGCUACUGGGGUACACACAGUUGUAACACUUCCAAGGACGCCGGUGUUUAUUGCAGUACUGAUGGCGGUAUAUAUACUUAUCCCAAUGAAAUCAACGAGACAGCGGUGUGGCUUGACGAUGUGAAAUGCUCGGGCAAAGAAACAUCUAUCAUAGACUGUGAGAUGACUACUCAGCAGAAAGACAAAUGUCCCAACGGUUAUGCAGCUAUAUAUUGCCGAAACAUCAGUGUUCGAGUUGUCGAUGGACCCAAUAAGGCAAGUGGUUAUGUGGAGUUGCUGUACAGCGGAGUCUGGGGAACGAUUUGCUCUGAAAAAUGGGAUCGCAAUGAUGCCCUUGUAAUAUGUCGAAUGUUGGGUUACAAUGAUGCCAGUGUGAAAAAUAAGAAGAAAAUCAAACUAGCAGCAGAACAGAUGUGGCUGGGAGAAGUUGAAUGCACUGGCAAAGAAAACUCCAUCACUGAAUGCAAGCACUCGGAUUGGGGAUACGAAUGUUCAUACGAGGCAGCAGAGUUAUAUUGCCGUAACAUUUCUGUAAAACUUGUGGACGGUCAAAUUCCCUCUGAAGGUCGGGUGGAGGUAUUCUACAACAACUCCUGGGGAACUGUCUGUGACGACAGCUGGCGAGAGGAAAAUGCCCAAGUGAUCUGUCAGAUGCUUGGAUACAGUUUUAGAUACGAAAAUGUCGAAGUUCGAUUGGUCGACGGCGACUCUCCUGCAAACGGUCGCGUUGAGAUAAAGUUCAAAGAACGAUGGGGUACCAUCUGUGAUGAAGGUUGGGACGACAACGAUGCUGUGGUGGUGUGUCGGAUGAUUGGAUACAGUGAUGGCAUUGCUUAUAAAAAUGCAAAAUAUGGCCCCGGUACAGGACCAGUAUGGCUGCACAAUGUUAACUGUAAUAGUAGCGAAUAUUCCAUUGCGAACUGUAAUCGACUUGACUGGAACUCAAGCAAAUGCCAACAUUCCCAAGAUGCCGGUGUAUUUUGCAAAGAGGUCGCGAUCAAACUUCUUGGCUCUAUGGUUCCUGGACUGGGCAGAGUGGAAAUCGGUAUUGCUGGGAAAUGGGGUACUGUAUGUGAAGACAACUGGGAUCGAAGUGAUGCCCUGGUUGUCUGCCGUAUGCUUGGCUAUCAUGAUGCAGUGGCCUACACUAAUGGCAAAUUUGGAAGAGGUAACCAUUCAAUAGUCCUUGACGAAGUGGAGUGCCUUGGCAACGAAUAUUCCAUUGCCAACUGCAGCCAUAGCCCAUGGGGUCAAUCCCAUUGCAAGUAUCCAGGUGCAGCUGGUGUCCAUUGCUUAAAUGUCACGACUCGAUUAGUUGAUGGCACCAACAGAAGCAACGGCCGCGUUGAGGUAUUUUAUAACGGCGCCUGGGGCACAGUGUGUGAACGAGGAUGGGACCGAAGAGAUGCGUUAGUCAUCUGCCGUAUGCUGGGAUACAGUGAUGCUACGACUAAACCAUUAGGAACUUUUAAAUCCGGCUUUGGAUCAAUCUGGGUGGAUGAAGCCAAUUGUAGCGGCUCAGAACAAUCUAUUGCUGACUGCACCGGAAAUAUCUGGGGGACGACUGAAUGUAAUCACAAACAGGAUGUUGGUAUAGCUUGCCGUAACCUCACUGUACGACUUGUGGCUGGCAAGACAUCGGCAGAAGGCCGCGUGGAAGUAUUUUUCAAUGGCAAAUGGGGAACAGUCUGCGAUGAUGGAUGGAACGAAGAUAGUGCUCUUGUGGUCUGCAGGAUGCUAGGAUACAACGGUGCUAUUUAUUAUGGUAAAGCUCGAUACGGCCCUGGUACUGGACCCAUCUGGAUCGAUGACUUGAAAUGUUCCGGUAAAGAGCAUUUCAUUACAGACUGCAAAUUCAAUGAUUGGGGCAAACACGAUUGCAGCCAUGCAGAAGAUGCUGGUGUACUUUGUAGAAAUAUUUCGGUUCGACUGAUGGAUAAAGAUAAACCCGGCAUAAACAAGGGCCGUGUUGAAGUCUUCUUCAAUGAUACCUGGGGUACAAUUUGCGACCAUGGAUGGGACGAUGCUGAUGCAUUGGUGGUGUGCCAAGCACUUGGAUUCAACGGUGGUGUAGCAUACAAAGCAGCCAAAUAUGGAGCAGGCAAAGGUCGUAUCUGGUUGUCAGACGUUGAAUGUAUCGGGGAUGAAAAAUCCCUCGCUGAAUGCAAGAAAAAUCCCUGGGGUCUGAACCACUGCAAACACGAUAAAGACGCAGCUGUUGAAUGCAGUCGGUUAAGGUUAACAGGAGGAAAGAACGAUGUCAGUGGUAAUGUAGAGAUUAGCUUCAACAACCGCUGGGGUUCAAUUUGUGAUAACGGCUGGACAGACAAAGAGGCACAUGUUGUCUGUAAAAUGCUUGGAUAUACAGAUGGUGUUGCUUUCCUCAAUUCCAACUUUGGCCAAAUCUUCCAUAAAGUAUGGUUAGAUAAUGUCAAGUGUACCGGACAUGAAAUAUCACUAACUCAAUGUCGUAAAAGUAAUUGGGGUGAUACUCACUGCUCGAGUUCAAAUGCAGCCGGCGUGCAGUGUGGUUAUCUACAAGGGAGACUGAUCGGAGGUAAAACCCCACGUGAAGGCCGCAUUGAGUUCAACUAUGCCGGUAUUUGGGGAACAGUUUGUAAUACCAACUGGGACCAAUAUGAUGCCCAUGUUGCCUGUCGAAUGUUGGGAUUUAGCACUGGUCAAGCAAUUACUGAUGGUCGUUUUGGUCCAGGGUCUGGUUGGAUUUGGUUAGAAAAUGUCAAUUGUACCGGAAGCGAAUCAUCAAUAACGUUAUGCAAUAAAAGUGAUUGGAAAUCAACAAAUUGUGACCAUUCCAGAGAUGCUGGACUCAUAUGCGAAUACACUGUUUGAUUGAUUUAUCUCCCCCUACUUCCUGCACUGACUAAUUGCUCUGAACAUUGGGUUAUCAGCCAGCAAUUGCGAACAUUCACGAAACUUCAAGCUUGUAAUCAAUAACAUUUAUAGAAAUAAAGAUAAAUACAGA
This is a messenger RNA of Octopus bimaculoides (California two-spot octopus), 4943 nucleotides long. Its product is annotated as scavenger receptor cysteine-rich domain-containing protein DMBT1. NCBI's taxonomy places the organism in Eukaryota, Metazoa, Mollusca, Cephalopoda, Octopoda, Octopodidae. The record is from RefSeq and is a predicted model, not a curated record. Gene Ontology annotation, cellular component: membrane.